ACAUUCGGUAAGAUAUGAUAGUAUUUAGAUCUAUUAAUAUAAAUACUUUUUACGUCGUAUACGAUAUAAAAUAUGAUAAUAGAGACUAUCAGUAAACGAAUAGAAAUACGCAAUAUGAAUAUUUUGUUAUCAAUAUCAAUAUCAUCAUCAAUUUAAUGAUCUUCUUGUAGUGUAUGAUUUACAUAAUUUUGUAUUGCAAAAUUACAAUUUGUAAUAUUGAAGAUAAGAAAUAUUAGUCAUUGCUACAAUGAAGUGUCACUAUGAGAUAUUAGGGGUACCACGAAAUGCUUCUGAUGAUGACUUAAAAAAGGCUUACAGAAAACUAGCUUUAAAAUGGCAUCCAGACAAAAAUUUAAAUAAUCCAGAAGAAGCAAAGGAACAGUUUCAGCUUGUUCAACAAGCUUGGGAAGUAUUAAGUGAUCCUCAUGAACGUACCUGGUAUGACAACCAUCGUGAAGCUAUUUUAAAAGGUGGUAUUGAUGGAGAUUAUAAGGAUGACUCUAUUGAUCUCUUUCAAUAUUUCUCAACUACUUGUUUCAAGGGUUAUGGAGACGAUGAAAAAGGAUUUUAUACUACUUAUCGUAAUGUAUUUGAAAAAUUAGCAGUCGAGGACAUAGAAUUUGCAAAAGAAAAAGAUUUAGAUGAAGAAAUUCCAGGAUUUGGAGAUUCACAAAGUUCAUAUAAAGAAAUUGUUCAUAAAUUUUAUGCUUAUUGGCAAAGUUAUAACACAAAAAGAUCAUUUGCAUGGUUAGAUCCUUAUGACAUUAGAGAUGCUCCUAAUAGAAAAGUCGCACGUCUUAUUGAGAAAGAAAAUAAGAAAGUUCGAGACAAAGCUAAGAAAGAAAGAAAUGAACAAGUAAGAAAUUUAGUUGCAUUUAUACGUAAACGUGAUAAACGAGUACAGGCUCAUAUAAUUAAGCUUAGUGAACAUGCAAAAGAAAAUUUGAAAAAGGUAGAAGAACGAAGAAGACAACAAUUAUUAGAAAGACAAAAACAAUUAAAAGAACAUAAAGUAUCAGAAUGGUCAACAUCUACAAACAUAGAGGCCGAACUUAAAAAUAUUGAAGCUAAUCUUGAUCAAGAAUUUGGAGAAGAUUUAUCUUCUGAAGGAGACAUGGAUGAUGAAAAUGCAAUAGAUGAUAAUUCUCUGUAUUGUGUAGCUUGCAAUAAAAUAUUUAAAACACAUAAAGCAUUUAAAAAUCAUGAAAACUCUAAAAGACAUAAAGAUAAUAUUGCAAUGAUAAAACUAUCUAUGAUGAAAGAAUGUAACAAAUUUGGAAAUGUUCAAGAAAGUGAUGUUAAUUCUGAAUCAAUCUCACAAUUUGAGAAAAAACUAGCAACAGAUUCACAAAUUCCUGAUUUUUUAUUAAAUCCUGUUCAAAAUAAUAUGGAGAAUAAAAGUAGUGCUGAAAAAGAAAUUUCAGAGGCAGAAUUAAUAUCAGAUGAUGAAGAAUUUAAGGAUUUUGCAAAACCAGAAGGAAUAAUGUGCUAUCCAGAAGAAUCUAAAUUUGCUGUGGAAUCUCAGAUGGACGAUUUCCUCCGUGUAUCACCUAAAGUACUGAAAUAUAAUAAUGAAUAUACAACUUCUGAAGAUGAGCUUAUUUCUGACCAAGAAAAUAAAGAAAUUGUGCGACCUAAGAAACAAAAAAAGAAAAAACAGAAAAAGAAUGUUCAGAGUCUAGUAGUAGAACAAAUUAGUGACGAAGAUCUAAAUAUCAAUGAAGAUAUUUUGUUAUCAAAAAAACAACGCAAAAAACAGCAACACAAGCAGACAAUAUUAAAUAAAGUUGUUGAAAAUAAUCAAAAAUUGUCCAAUGAUGAAAUAAGGAAAUGUGAGGAAGAGAUAAUCAAAGAAAUAGAUGAAAGAGAAUUAUUACCUAAUAAUUUAGAAACAAGUACUGCAAUUAAUGAGAAAUCUAAAAGUAAGAAGGCUAAAAGUGCAAAAAGAAAAUCUUUAGAAAAUGAAAAUGGAGGUAAAAAUAGGAAUGGAUCACAAAGCAUUGAAGUGCCAGAUUUAGCACAUUGUUGUGUCAUGUGUAAACUUGAAUUUCCUAGUAAAAAUAAAUUAUUUGAACACUUGAAAAAGACAGGACAUUCUGUAUAUAUACCAAGUUCAGUGAAAAAUAAAAGAAAUCAAGAAAAAUUGAGUAAAGGCAAGGGGAACAAUGAUAAAAGGAAUUCUAAUUUAAGGUCCAGAAUUAUGGCUGCCAAAAAGCUAAUUUAUCCUGCAGCUGAACGUAACAAAAGUCCAAUUUUGUCAGUUCUUCAAAAAUAUAUUCAGCAUAGUCCAGAUAAAACUUUCUUGGAAAUUGCAUCUGGUUCUGGACAACAUAUAGCCUAUUUUGCUACCCAUUUUCCUCAAAUUUCAUUUUAUCCUUCAGAAUAUGAAUCAAGGCUAUUCGAAAGUAUUGCAGCUCAUACAAAUGGACUUAUAAAUGUGAAAGACCCUUUAAAGAUAGAUAUUACAACAGAUUUUCAUACUUGGGGUAAUAAUAUCUUUAAAGAAGCCAAUAUUGAUUAUAUAUAUAAUGCGAAUAUGAUACAUAUUUCACCUUAUCAGUGUUGUGUUGGUUUAUUUAAUAAUGCGGGUAAACUGUUAAAGGAUGAUGGUAUUUUAUUUACAUAUGGACCUUAUGCUAUAGACGGAAAAAUAACGCCAGAAAGUAACGUUAAUUUCGAUAAAUCAUUGAAGCUUCAAGAUUCAAACUGGGGCCUGAGAGAUAUUAAUGAUCUGAAGGCAUUAGCAGAAAAGAAUGGUAUUAAUGAAGACACUGCUCGAUUUAAUAUAGACAUUAAAUUAGAUGUGUUCAAUUUCUCCAAAACAAUGACUCUACAACGACUCAAAAGUGCGGAAUUUAAGCUGAAAGAAGGAUUUUCUGUUGUUGCACCAAUUAGUGUAAUGAUACCAGAUUCAACAUGUGAGGAAAAUUCUUUAGAACAGAUGGGACAACAAAUUUUAUCAUUGUCCAUGUCUCAAUCUACAAUACGAAUAUAUAAAUAUAAACACAUUAUACCUAAUAAUUAUAAAAACAAUCAAAUUUGUGCAAUGAUAGUUCGUCGAAGGCGAAGGACAUUAGAUAACAAGCAAUCGCAGGUGCAAAGCGCCAAGUUUGAUUAUGAACAUAUUUCUACCAAUUGUGUCGAAAAUGUUGUCGAACAGGAGGAGAAAGACGGAGAAAUUGUUUCAAAUGUAAUUGAGAAGUUUAAGACGCUAGAAACGCUAAAAACUCGAAUUAAAAUCAGUCUCGAAGUUGAUUUAAUUUCAGUUAUUUUAUUAGUAAGUGGAAUUGUUACUCGAUUUUAUCGUUUAGAAGAACCACGGAGUAUAGUGUUUGAUGAAUUGCAUUAUGGAAAAUAUAUAGGACUUUACAUGAAAAGAACAUUUUUUUUUGACUCACAUCCUCCUUUGGGAAAACAGCUUAUUUCUGCAGUAGCGUAUUUAGCUGAUUUCGAUGGUCAAUUUAAAUUUGACAGGAUAGGAAGCCCUUACGCAGAUAUUGUCCCUUUGUUCGCAUUACGAUUAGUACCGGCAUUAUGCGGCAGUCUAUUAAUUCCGACAGCCUAUCAUUUGAUCUUAGAAUUAGGUUUAAAACAAUGGACUGCUGUUUUGGCGGGAAUUUUAUUACUAUUCGACAAUGCUUUAUUAACACAAUCUAGAUUUAUUCUAAUGGAAAGCAUUCUAAUGCAGUUUUCAUUAUUUGGACUGAUAUGUAUUAUCAAAUUCAGAAAAGUAAUGGAUCGACUAACAUGUUUAUCUUGGUGGAUAUGGUUAAUUUUGGGCAUUACUAAUUUAACAUGUGCAUUGUGUGUAAAAUAUGUUGGAUUAUAUUCAUUGAUCCUUGCAUUAUUUUUAAUUGCUUAUGAUUAUUGGAAUCUAAUAGCAAGAAAAACUUUAUCUAACGCAAUAUUAUGCAUUCAUCUUAUGAUAAGAAUAUUGAUAAUAUUAAGUGUUAUUUGUACUGUUUACUUGACUGUAUUUUAUAUACAUUUAACAAUACUCUCUAAAGCUGGACCACACGACUCAGUGAUGACAAGUGCUUUUCAAGCAAGUCUAGAUGGUGGUCUUGCUAGCAUUACAAAAGGCCAACCUUUAGAAGUUACGCAUGGAUCACAGAUUACCUUGAGACAUACAUAUGGAAGAGCUUGUUGGCUUCAUAGUCAUAGUCAUAUGUAUCCAUUAAGAUAUCCAGAUGGAAGAGGCAGUUCUCACCAACAACAAGUUACAUGUUACUCGUUUAAAGAUGUCAACAAUUGGUGGAUUGUGAAAAAACCAGAGCGAAAUGAUUUAGUUGUUACAAAACCUAGUGAACCAAUAAAACAUGGAGAUAUAAUACAAUUAGUACAUGGAAUUACAAGUCGAGCUUUAAAUUCACAUGAUGUUGCUGCCCCAAUGACACCUCAGAGUCAAGAGGUGUCUUGUUAUAUUGAUUACAAUGUAUCCAUGCCUGCCCAAAAUUUUUGGAAAGUGGAGGUUACUAACAAAGAUAAUACUGAUGAUGUUUGGCAUGCGAUUCAAAGCCAGAUUCGAUUAAUACAUGUAAAUACAGAUUAUGCACUAAAAUUUAGUGGAAGGCAAUUGCCUGACUGGGGCUUCAACCAGCAUGAAGUAGUGGCAGAUAGAUUAGUAGACCAAACAGACUCCAUAUGGAAUGUUGAAGAACAUAGAUAUACUAAAAGUGAAGAUCAGAAGCAAAGAGAAAGAGAAUUAAUUAAUGCUGAAAUGAUUCCAUUACAAGCAACUACUUUGAGCUUUUGGGAGAAAUUUGUAGAAUUGCAGAUAAAAAUGCUUUUCAAUGGUCAAGAAGGACAAAACAGUCAUAUGUAUUCUAGUGAUCCUUUAGAUUGGCCAUUAAUGUCUAGAGGAAUUGCAUAUUGGGUUUCUAAUGACAGUAAUGCUCAAGUGCAUUUAUUAGGGAAUAUAGCAAUUUGGUAUUCUGGAACGGCAUGUGUAAUUGUCUAUUCAUCUCUUUUAAUAUUUUAUAUGUUAAGACGGAAACGAAUGUGUUUUGAUAUUGCAUAUGAAGAGUGGAAGAAAUUUGUUAAUGUUGGAAGCAUGUUGUUAGCUGGAUAUUUAUUACAUUUUUUGCCUUUUAUAUUUGUUGAAAGAACUCUAUUUCUUCAUCAUUAUUUACCAGCAUUUAUUUUUAAACUACUGCUUACAGCAGCAACAAUAGAACAUUUAUAUUAUGUAAUUAGAGUUCGAUAUCAGCACAAUUUUUUGAUAUAUACAUUAAAGUUCUGUACUAUCGUAUGGAUGACCUUUAUUAUUUAUGUAUUUAAAAAAUUUAUUAUACUUAGUUAUGGCACAACUCAUUUAAGUGCCAAGGAAGUUUUAAAGUUCAGAUGGAAAGACACAUGGGAUUUUAUUAUACAUAAAACAUAAUAGACAAUCAAAGAUGUAAAGUUUUUUUAAGUAUACAUAUAUAAAAUUGUUA
This is a messenger RNA of Bombus huntii, 5435 nucleotides long. RefSeq lists its product as uncharacterized. Bases 248 to 5383 code for a protein of 1711 amino acids. The transcript has 11 exons. Gene Ontology annotation, molecular function: dolichyl-phosphate-mannose-protein mannosyltransferase activity; zinc ion binding; nucleic acid binding. Gene Ontology annotation, cellular component: endoplasmic reticulum; membrane. The record is from RefSeq and is a predicted model, not a curated record. NCBI's taxonomy places the organism in Eukaryota, Metazoa, Arthropoda, Insecta, Hymenoptera, Apidae. Gene Ontology annotation, biological process: protein O-linked glycosylation via mannose.